AACCUUUCAAUUCGAGAGGCUUGAAGGUCCGGUCUCAUCAAGCAACACAACAGCCAUUAUAUCUGCCUUAGAAGCAAUCUUCUACAACAAAUACCAUCACAACCACAACCACAACCCACAACACCAUAUCAGCAAUGUUCGCUGCCAGGUCCCUUCUUCGAUCUUCCACUAUGCCUAUGGCGAGGAACAUGAUGGCAAGGAAAAUAUCUACAGCCGCUCCAGCCCAUAUGGGACCAAUCCGAGCUUUCUUCCAUGAUGUUCCCAUCCCUGUCGAUGCCUACCCUUUAGUCGGUAUCGUCGUCGUCAUGUGCUCCGGAGCUACUUACAUGCUCAGCAAACACAUCUACGAAGAUCGUGACCAUCUUCGAUGGGCUCCCCAACGAGGAGGUGUCAGGUUUCUCCUCCCUAACCAAUAAUCAUCUGGCUUUCAAUCGACAUUAUUAUAAUACCGCUUCAGACCCUGUACUGCAGUGGGAGACUUUGAUACAUUAGAUAUUCUUGACAGUUGUUGUACCUGUAUAAUCACUUAUUGGCACAUUAACAUGCAUUUGCAUAGGGCUUGAUAUUGAAAUCUUGGGCAUAUCAAAGCACGGUGGCUGUUUCGUUAGUAUUGUAACUAGUUCAUGUUGUAUAAUGAUUUUGAGAGUAAUUCCAUUACCAUCUAGUCAGCUACUCUUCCUGUCAUCAACUCCGAUGAUAGUCAAGCAAACGAUUAGAGGAAUCCUGAUGUGCGUACCUUUGUUUCGAUCUGCUUCGUAGAGAUUCCCAAUGAUAUAUUCGCGAACUCAGCCAAAUUCGAAGGAAGCGCAUGAGCGACCUCCUUUCAUUAUCAGGCCACAUCGGAAUCUACUGUUGCCACUGACUUUAGUAGGCGAGUGGAAUCCACCCUCAACCCUGCUGCUGAACCGUGGUACCCAGCUCAAGAUACUACUGUUAAGGCUUCUAGGCAUGGGAUUUCAGAUGCUACGCAGGCUUGUAGCCAGCCUUCGACACGGAAUAGCCAGAAAUAAAUAGUUAUAUCGAGAGACGACGCAUGGAAAUGGGAAAGAAGGGGCCCUUUCCUGAUACCUGACAGUUUGAGAACCAUCUGUUAAUAUACAUGCUUGAACCCGUAAUCUAGUUCGAAAGAUAAAAAAGCAAAAAAAAAAUAGAAAAAA
Messenger RNA from Cryptococcus deneoformans JEC21, 1157 nucleotides. Its product is annotated as expressed protein. Lineage: Eukaryota; Fungi; Basidiomycota; Tremellomycetes; Tremellales; Cryptococcaceae. The record is from RefSeq and is a predicted model, not a curated record. The transcript has 3 exons. Bases 135 to 416 code for a protein of 93 amino acids.